Molecule: messenger RNA, 6472 nt
Organism: Dromiciops gliroides (monito del monte)
Lineage: Eukaryota; Metazoa; Chordata; Mammalia; Microbiotheria; Microbiotheriidae
Gene: DCUN1D3
Product: defective in cullin neddylation 1 domain containing 3
Exons: 4
Coding region: 395-1321 (308 amino acids)
Biological process (GO): positive regulation of ubiquitin-protein transferase activity; protein neddylation
Cellular component (GO): ubiquitin ligase complex
Molecular function (GO): ubiquitin-like protein binding; cullin family protein binding; ubiquitin conjugating enzyme binding
Source: RefSeq, a predicted model, not a curated record
GAAUCCUCGUGAAAGGAAGCCAGUUGGUAGUCCGACCCCUGGGUGAGACACCUUCGCCUCCCCACCCCGACCCUCACAAGGGGGGCGGGGAUCGGUUGGAUUAAACCAACACAGGUAAAUGGCCCCGGGGAAAUGGCGACCAAGACUACGGCGAGGUGCCCUUGGUUCUGCUCAGUAGGGUCAGAGUUCCUGCUAGUGCUGCAGACACCCAGCAUGUGCUGACCUGGUGACAGCCAUAGUCACCAUAAUUAGUGAUUAGAUAUCACUCAAGAAAGUGGCUUCUAAGAGUAAAGUGGUUUGUUUCCUGUCGAUGGAAUGUUGAGGCACGCUGGCCAGCAUCAGAGAGGCUGUCCAAUCAGAAGGGGGCCGCUAUAAAGGCUAGGCCACCUGCACCAUGGGCCAGUGUGUCACCAAAUGCAAGAAUCCAUCAUCUACAUUAGGCAGCAAAAAUGGAGAUCGGGAUCCCAGUGGCAAAUCCCAUAGUAAGCGCAGUGGGAGCCACCGAGAUGACCAUACACCAUCUUGUGGGAAGCCUGGUGGUGACAUCCUUGUCAAUGGGACCAAGAAGGCAGAGGCAGCCUCAGAGUCCUGUCCGUUUCCAACAUCAUCUGGAGAUGCCAGGAGGGAUCCUGAGUCCAACACUGAGGAAUCAUCCCUUCAGAGGAUGGAGGAACUAUUUAGGCGUUAUAAGGAUGAGCGGGAAGAGGCGAUUUUGGAGGAAGGCAUGGAGCGCUUCUGUAAUGAUCUGUGUGUCGAUCCCACAGAAUUUAAAGUGCUGGUCUUGGCUUGGAAAUUCCAAGCUGCUACCAUGUGCAAGUUCACAAGGAAGGAGUUUUUUGAGGGCUGCAAAGCCAUAAGUGCAGACAGCAUUGAUGGGAUUUGUGCUCGCUUCCCCAGUCUCUUAAAUGAAGCCAAACAGGAGGAUAAGUUCAAGGAUCUCUACCGAUUUACAUUUCAGUUUGGCCUGGACUCUGAAGAAGGGCAGAGGUCACUGCAUCGGGAAAUAGCCAUUGCCCUUUGGAAGCUCGUCUUUACACAAAACAACCCCCCUGUAUUGGACCAGUGGUUACACUUCCUAACAGAGAAUCCCUCGGGAGUCAAGGGAAUCUCCCGGGACACAUGGAACAUGUUCCUAAACUUUACUCAGGUGAUCGGACCCGACCUCAGUAACUACAGUGAAGAUGAGGCCUGGCCUAGUCUCUUUGAUACCUUUGUGGAAUGGGAGAUGGAGCGAAGGAAAAAGGGAGAGGAAUCAAAAUGUCUGACGACUUCAGACACAGAGAGCCUGUGUCAAGAGGAGCAGACUUACCAGUACGUGUGAGCAGCCAUGACAGAGCCACCUGCUGUUUGUUGUCCUUCAGUCAGUGGAGAACUCGGAACUUUCUGGAAAUUACUGAGGAUCCAGAUAUUUUCUACUUUACACCUUUCUCUGCCUUGUAUUUGAAAGGGCUCUAAAAUGCUGUAUCAUGUUUUAGGCACUUUCUUCAUUUUUUGGUUAUUCUUUUUUAACAGUUUUUUUUGUUCCUAAAAUAUUUGACCCUGGCUACAUGUUGUGUAAUUUUUUUAAGCCUUCAGAUAGAAUUGAGUCUGCCGUUUCUUGCACAAUUUAGAUUGGGGGGGGGGGGAGGGUUAGGUUGAAUUAACAUUACAAAAUGAUACAGUGCCAGAUCUCAGUUUUGCAUACUACAUUUUUCAGGGCAGGUCUGUACUGUGUGUAGUGCUGUUUACAUGGUUGAAUUUAGGUUGUAAUAAUUAUUUUACAAGAUUUAUACAGAGUUGAAUAGCAGUGUUAACUGUUAACCACUUUGAGUUAAUUCCCAGACAAUUUGAAGCUCUAAAAAGAAAGGAAAACAAUUUGCAGUCUGGUGAAAUCCUAUUUUAAGCGAAUUCAUUAGAAACCCUAAUUUUUUCUCCUUGUUCAUUCCUUCCUUCACCAAUUGCAUUACAUAGUUUAUUCAUUGACAUGCUGUGCCUGUCAUUCAAGUGAGCGGUUUCUAAUACAUUGUACUGAAAACCACUUAAACGUCAAAUGCAGAGAAAGCAGUGCUACCUCAGUUUUGCUGGAAGUAGACCUCUUUGAUAGUUUUCUGUUUUUGAUGAAGUUGCUGUAUUUUCAUGUUCUAAGUGGAAAUACUUUUUUUUUUAUUUGACUCGGAGCCAAAGGUUCUGUUCCCCAUGGUUGGCAAACUCCGUGCCCACUGGCCAACUCACUUGAAGGAAAACUGUGGUAUGGAGCUCUGCUUGAAUUUUUAUUUUGAUCUCUCUCUCUCUCUCUCUCUCUCUCUCUCUCUCUCUCUCUCUCUCUCUCUCUCUCUCUCUCUCUCUCUCUCUCUCUCUCUCUCAAGUAUCAUCAGCUUACUUGUCUGGCAAGUGCAGGAAGCCCGGGUUGGCCUCAGUGCUGCCAAACAAAUGUUUGAAAGUGUGUUUAAUGGUUAAACUCUUAUGCCCUCUCCCUUCUUGCUGCAGCAACGUUGUCACCUGACCCAGUGAGUUAUUUAUUAUCUUUUUUUUUUUUUUAAUGUUGGGCUCAUUUGGGGUGACGUGAUGACUGUUUAGGUUUACAUAAAUUUCCUUCCAUCUCCUCUGAAAUUUCUUAGGUUCAUUGUUCAUUGCCUGCUUAAACUGGUUUGUAAAAAGGGAGGUGGGAAUGUAGAAUGAAGAAGGCUUUGUAGAGGCUGUCGAUGCAGCCUUUGAAUUCUGGAAUCAGAAUCUGGAACAUUUUCAUAAAAGAGGGGAUGGAUUCUUGUAGCUUUUUCCUUGCCCAGAACAUAGUACUGGUCAAUCUUUAUGAUAUAUUUGGAUGAACCUUAGGGUAACUGAUCUCCCAAGCUGGGCCAUGAGGAAAUGGUUUCUCAUCCAAACCUAAUCCCAGUGGAGGGAUUAUCUCUUAGAUUUUGGUUUUAAUAAAUGAGUUUGGUAAGAAAAAGAGGAUGGCACUGGGGACUUAACAACAGUGUACAAAUCUGCUUCUGAUGUUUUUGAACUUAUUCAAGAGAGACUGUCAAGUGAACACUUUUUUAUGCCCUUUUAUAGUCAAAUCUGUUUAUUUCUUAACAUUUAAGCCCGUUUUCUGCCCAUGUGCUGCACAUCAUUUGGCUUGGGCAUGGUCUGUUCAUUUCUAGCUCUUGCCUCCUUUACUAGAGAGCUUGAACUUACAUCUUUGCAGGAAUGAUGUUUUGUGGAGUUUCUGCAGUGAAUGUUUUUCUAUUGAAUUUAAACCCAUUUUAUAUUGAAAUUUUUUAAAGCCCUGAAUUUGAUGAGUUUUCCUUUAAAAAAAAAAGAGGAAAAAAAAUCUACCAUGAAGCGAAUAGGUGAUGUUGGAGGACUAUGGUAAGACUGAAGGGAAUUCUGACUGAUUUCCUGGGAUUGGUCACAGCCAAGCCUUGUGGGCUGCUUAGCCGAGGCCCAUUUCACUGAAGGCCUUCAGUUGCCCCAACAGGUUUGGUAGGUUUAAUUGCAGUUUUAAGACUGAAAAACUACUGCCUUUGCCUGAAAAUACUAGAGGAAAGAGCCCCUCUGCUCUUCCCAUUUCAGUGUGUUUUACAGUCCCCAAUUCUUGUAGCACCAUCUUGGGCAUUGUUUGGGCAGGCAGGUAAGCAGGCACUGUUGCUUUCAGGGGAGCAGAGUUCAUCAUCACAUCCCACGAGCAGCAGUCCAAUUGAAAAAGGGGUGAGGAAGUCAUAAGAAUCCUCUAGACCUCAGAGGGAUUGGAUUCCUUUCCUAGCCUAAAAAAGGCAUUCCGUUUAGAUGUACUGUAUUAUGGGUUUGGGUUUUUGUUUUAAAUUAAAAAAAAUUUUGAGGAGCCAUUUUAAAAAAAAAUAUUUUUAAUGAACCAUUCGUUAUAAAAAUGUAACACAAAAGCAGUUCAGAUUGCAAAUGAGCCAGAAAAUGGAGUGUUAAGUCAAGUUACAUGCUGUUCCUACCUCCCCACUUCAUGUCCCUAAUGUAUAGCAAGGAGUUUUAAGAUGUGUUAGCUCUGAGUUGAUUGUGGUCAUGAAUAAAAGUUAAGCGUAGGCUUUUGUGUUCAGAUCCCUCCCUCUUGGGGGUGUGGGUUUGUUGUUCCUGCUUCUUGGAAAUGAAAAGUUCAUUACUAUUAACUCUAACAUGAAAAUGAGCUUGUAUAAUGGCUGAGUUGUGUUUCUGUGAAAUAAGUAAGAAAUAUAUAGAGAGUAUAUAGAGCACAUGAUUGGGACACUGCAAACACUGAGGCACCUUGUACUUUGACAGCAACAGCCAGAAGUCAACAUAAGACUGGUAUUUUGGAAACCAAUAGGAACUUUUGAGUGUGGCUAAUUAUAACAAAUUAAUACAUGCUGGGAAACUUGCUUUUGGCAAAUUGCUUCUAUCUAUGAGCAUUGUUCUAGUAUGAGAAGAAGCUUCUGCUUUGAUAACUCUCCCUUUUUGUCCCUGAGAAGCAAGACACAAUUAGAAUAUAUUGCCACCUCGGUAAUAAAAUACCACUCGUUUUAGGUUCAGGCAGCCUGACUUUCUCGCCUUUCCCGUGAUAGUUGUGCUCACACAUGUGAGUUGAGAUCAGGAAAACACACCUCCUAAUUGUGAUAAAGGAGCAGGUUUUAACCAUUAGUGAUUGGAAGGUGAAAUGGUUGUGUUAGAAACAAACGAAUUAAAUGAAAAUACAAAUGUGCAACAACAUCAUUUGGCCCAGAAAAAUCUCAUUGAGAAGUGCAGUAUUUUCCAUGUUAUGCUUACUUAAGAAAGGGACACUCUAACCUCCUUGAAAAAGGAAGGGUAUAACUGUACAGUAUUAGGCUAUCUCAGAAAUGUUGCUGAAUUCCCAGGUGGUGCUGGUGCCAAAAUUUGUUCUUGGGUAUGGGGUACUGGUAGGAGCAAGGCCUGGUUGAUUUGUUUUCACAGCCUUAUGUUGUAUAUCCAGUUUUCCUGGAAAAACAGCUGACUCUGAAGCUUAAAAGUUGAUAGUGCAUUUUAGUUACAACAAAAAUGUCUACUGGGAGUGGUGACCAACCCUGAAAACUUCUUGUUUGAAACAGGACAAAUCCUGUUAUGAAGAAGAGCAAUGUCACUGAUUUGCCAUAUUUUAAAGUUGGGUGUAUAGAUCCAUAGCGUCAUUGGUGGGUAGAGGAGUAGGGGACAACACAGAGGUAGACCCACAUGUAAGAUGAAGGCUGGGAGCUGAUUGCUUUUCUGUUUGUCCUAUUUCUUUUAUAACUGGCUAGUAGUGUUUUGAAUUAGACUCUUAGUAACUGACAUAGGCCUUCCCUUAGGGGAGUUCAGCAGUAUCUUGACUGAGAAGGAUGAUGAGACUAGAUUGCUGAAAUAUGUUCAUCUCAAUCCAUCUGAUCCCGAAAAGAAUUAUUCAUUUUUAUCCAUCUUGUUUGUGGACUCUCUAGAAGCUUUCCCACAAUUUAUCUCCCUUGUUAUGCAGUGGUUUUCAAGAUGGCUUGGCCCCCAGGGCUGCCUUUCUAUCAGGAAUAGCAGCUUUUGCUUUGGGUGUGUUUGGAACAAAACCUGAUGUUGGAACACCAAUUGUUGUAGAAAUGUAUGAACAAAAUUGAGGUAACCCUUGGGUCCUGUUUCUGAUCCAGAUGCUGGAUUAUCAUGGUCUUUUUACAGACCUGCCUCUGUUCCUCUGAAGCCCACUCUACAUUCCAUAGAUAAUAUUUUUGCCCCCAUUUUCCUUUCCCCCAAAGAAAAGAGAAAACUCAUCCCAAAAAAUCCCCAACAAAAACAAAACCCAGAAGUCUUGGAAAUUUCCAAACGAUGCUACUUAGCAAUUGCUGCAGUUCAUUCCUUAUAAAAAUAUAAGAUGUGUGGUUGUUAUUGUUGGUGGGUUUUUUUUGGGGGGGGGGUAAGAAAUUCCUUUCCAAAUCCUUUGCCAUCCUACCCACUCCUGCCCUGCCAUGAAACACCCUUGGGUCUAUAUGGUCAUUCACUUCUUAACCUGUUGCACUAAUGGGCAGUUUUGUUUCAAAGGAAAAUUUGAAGCAAUAGGCAACAGGGCUUGGACAGAUUAGUCCUGCAAACAACUUGCCUUAAUCUGUUGGGUUGAUUAGUUUAUCACUAAUGUUGUAAUCCUCCACCUUGAUGUAUUUUUAAUGGUUUUUUGAUAAGUGUAUCCUUUACUUCAAGGUUGUACAAACUGUUGAAAAGCUACCUUUUGUGUUUUCUGCAUUGUUGCACUCUUCAAGUGGCCCCUUUUUAAUAUGUUUGUUACCUUGUUACACACAUUUUGUCUUUGAUGUCUACAUUAUUUUUCCCCUUAAAUGUAUUUUAUUUGAAGGUUACCUGCUGUUGAAUUUAAUAAAUUUGUUUACUUGAUUAUUGCCAUUAAUGAAGAACAAUCAGUAAAGUUGGUUUUUUGAACUCUGGGCUUACAAAAAAGUAAAGUGGGGGAAGAAGGGGAAUGGCUAGAAGCAUUUAAAUCCUAAUUUCAUCAUGAAUGCCUUAAAGUCCUCUUUUUCAUUGAAGUUCCAUUUCCCCCCCUGAAAGAUUA